Cucumis melo (muskmelon) is the source of this 995-nucleotide messenger RNA. RefSeq names its product PLASMODESMATA CALLOSE-BINDING PROTEIN 5. NCBI's taxonomy places the organism in Eukaryota, Viridiplantae, Streptophyta, Magnoliopsida, Cucurbitales, Cucurbitaceae. The record is from RefSeq and is a predicted model, not a curated record. The transcript is spliced from 3 exons. Bases 326 to 844 code for a protein of 172 amino acids.
CUAAAUAGAAGAUUUGUUGGAAGAAGAAGGGUGGAAUUUUAAAGAGCGAGUGAAAGGCAACGAAGAGGGAAUUUGGAGAGUGAGUGACAACAACGAUUGAAAUUGAGAAGGGAAGACGGUUAAGGAAGGAGAGAUUCUGAAGAAAAUAUGAAAGAUUCGACCCUCUUCUACUUUAAAUGACAAAGGAUUAUAUUUUUUCACAUUUACUUACUCCUUCUCUUCCAGUUCCCAACGGUCACUUCCUCUCUUUCCUUCUUAAACCCCAUUUCUCUCUCUCUCUCUCUCUCUCUAAAACCCCCCAUUCUCCAACACUAUCUCUCUAAAAAUGCCGAUCAAUUUCUCCCUCUUUCUCCUCAUUCUUCUCAUUCCCUGCACCGCCGCAGAUCCCUGGCGGCGCCCGUCCAUAAGAGAUCAGAGCGGCGCCGCCACAGAGCUCUGGUGCGUGGCCAAGAACAACGCAGACGACGCCUCUCUCCAAUCAGCCCUCGACUGGGCCUGCGGCGCCGGCGGCGCCGACUGUUCCCCAAUCCAGCCCGGCGGCUCCUGCUACGACGCCACCGACGUCCAGAACAUGGCCUCCUUUGCCUUUAACGAUUACUUCCGGAAACACGGCAUGACCGACGACAGUUGCUUCUUCCAAAACUCCGCCGCUAUAACCUCCUUAAACCCUAGCUUCGGAAAUUGCAGAUUCCCAUCAAGUGUGUUGAGAAAUGGGAAUUUUUCAAGCCAAACGACAUCGGUAGGGUUGGGGCCGAGUGAAGACAUGAGCGGGUCGGCUCGUAAUUUGGGUCGGGCGUGGGUUUGGCCCAUGGUAAUCGGGUAUUUGCUUUUGAGAAUUAUGUAAGAUUAAAAUUUUUGCCCACCUAGUGUUUGUGUAUUGAUUAAUUGAUCAUCUCCGAUUUGUGGGUGCGAUGUGUAUUAGAAUUUUAGAAUUUACAAUUUUGUGUGUUUCUUUUUUAUUAAUUUAGAAGUCAAUCCGAUUUCAAAUUUAAUCC